This is a messenger RNA of Coturnix japonica (Japanese quail), 2222 nucleotides long. NCBI's taxonomy places the organism in Eukaryota, Metazoa, Chordata, Aves, Galliformes, Phasianidae. The record is from RefSeq and is a predicted model, not a curated record.
GCACUGGCUGUAGGGCCGGGCUUUGAAUACAGGGUGUGGGGGUGCAAUGCUCCUCCCCGCCGCUGGGGGCGCUGUAGCGCAGCCGCGCGGUGCACGCCGGGACUCGCAGUUCGCCACCACCCUCCCGACCCCUCGGCCUCCGUUUCCCAUCUCUCCCCUCGGCAGCGCCGCAAUGAAUGCUGGGAUUUGUAGUUUCCUCCCCCCAUCCCGCCCAUCAUCGGCGUUGCGCGCUCGGACUCACCGCCCCAUCAUGCACCGCGCGUCGUAGCGGCGGUGAGGCCGAAGAAGGAAGAUGGCGGCGGCGGCGGGUUCUGGGCCUGGGCCCGGACCCGGUACUGGUUCAUCAGCCGGUACCGGAUCUUCCAACCCGAGGAAGUUCAGUGAGAAAAUAGCGCUACAAAAACAACGACAGGCCGAAGAAACGGCGGCGUUUGAGGAAGUUAUGAUGGAGAUUUGCUCGACGAGGCUCCAGGCCCAGAAGCUCCGUUUAGCUCACAGCCGGGGCCCGUUUUACGGCGGCUCAUUACCCAACGUUAAUCAGAUCGGCAGCGGCGUCAACGACUUCCAGGGGUCGCUGCACUCGCCGCUGGACUCGACGCGCAGCACGAGGCACCACGGGCUGGUGGAGCGAGUGCAGAGGGACCCGCGCAGGAUGGUGUCACCGCUGCGGAGAUACGUGCGCCAGAUAUCCACUGAGAGCUGGGGUCAUGCGGCCCUAUCCCCCCCCAGGUAACCCCCAUCUCUGUGCUGUAGGACGCUGCCUUGGGGCAACUUCCCUAUGGAUAAAGGCCAUUUGUUCCGCCUGCCGUCGGCUCUAAACAGCUGUGCCCUAUAUAUCCCCCUUUAUUUCCCCUCCAGCAUCUUCCCGUCCCCAGACCAACCCUCCAUCCCUGUUCUCCCCCCAUCCCUGAACUCGGGCGGUUCCCUCCCGGACCUGACGACUCUUCACUUCCCGUCCCCGCUGCCGACCCCGCUGGACCCCGACGACGGCGGCUCCUUCCCGGCACUGGGCGGCACCGGCAGCACCGGGAGCUUGGCCAGCACCAUGACACAGCUGGGCAUCAGCGGGGCCAUGGCCGUGGGGGCGGCAUAUGAGGGGCAGGGUGAGUGGGGGGGCAAUGGGUGGAACCGGGAGGUCCAAUGGGGGCAGAACCAGGAGAACCAAUGGGGCUGGAACCAGAUCCAAUGGGGGCAGAACCAGAUUGAAUGGGGGCAGAACCAGCAGGUCCAAAAGGGUCAGAACAACCAGGUCCAAUGGGGGCAGAACAAGCAGGUCCAAUGGGGGCAGAACCAGGAGAACCAAUGGGGUCAGAACAACCAGGUCCAAUGGGGGCAGAACCAGCAGGUCCAAGAGGGUCGGAACCAACAGGUCCAAUGGGGACAGAACCAGCAGGUCCAAAAGGGUCGGAACCAGAUCCAAUAGGGGUCAGAACAACCAGGUCCAAUGGGGGCAGAACCAGGAGAACCAAUGGGGUCAGAACAACCAGGUCCAAUGGGGGCAGAACCAGGAGAUCCAAUGGAGCUGGAACCAGAUCCAAUGGGGGUCAGAACCAGCAGGUCCAAAAGGGUCGGAACCAGAUUGAAUGGGGGUCAGAACAACCAGGUCCAAUGGGGGCAGAACCAGCAGGUCCAAUGGGGUUAGAUCCAAUGGGGGCGGAACCAGCAGGUCCAAAAGGGUCGGAACCAGAUCCAGUGGGGGUCAGAGCAACCAGGUCCAAUGGGGGCAGAACCAGCAGGUCCAAUGGGGUUAGAUCCAAUGGGGGUGGAACCUGCAGGUCCAAAAGGGUCGGAACCAGGUCCAAUGGGGGCAGAACAACCAGGUCCAAUGGGGCCCAGAACAACCAGGUCCAAUGGGGGUGGAACCAGCAGGUCUAAUGGGGUCAGAUCCAAUGGGGUCAGAACCACCAGAUCCAAUGGGACUCAGAACAACCAGGUCCAAUGGGAACAGAACCAUCAGAACCAAUGGGGGCAGAACCAGAAGGUCCAAUGGGGCUGGAACCCUCAGAUCCAGUGGGGUCAGAACCUCCAGAUCCAAAGGGGUUGGAACCAGAUCAAAUGGGGUCAGAACCAGCAGAUCCAAAACAAUUAGAACCAUCAGAUCCAAUGGGUUUGGUCCCCCCAGACUCAAUGGGGCUGGACCCCCCCCAUCUCCAGCCCCCCCAUCCUGUCCAUGCUGAGCUCAGGGCUGACCACUGUCUUGUUUCUCACCGUGUCCAUCAAUG